AUGGAGGUAAUUGCCAACCAGCCCGUCGUCAUCGACAAUGGAAGUGGUGGGAUCAAGGCCGGGUUCGCCGGCGAGAGCGCGCCAAAAGUUGCCUUCGCCAACUAUGUGGGUCGGCCCAAGUACAAGCGCGUAAUGGCCGGAGCGCUGGAGGGCGAUAUUUUUAUAGGCCCGAAAGCAAAAGACAACCGUGGUCUACUUUCGCUACGCUACCCAAUGGAGCACGGCAUCGUGACGGAUUGGAAUGACAUGGAGAAAGUGUGGCAAUACAUCUACAGCAAGGAACAGUUGAACGUUUUCCCCGAGGAGCAUCCGGUCCUUCUAACCGAAGCCCCGCUCAAUCCCAGCAAACACCGCGAGAAGGCCGCGGAAAUCUUCUUCGAAACGUUCAACGCCCCCGCGCUACACAUCCAAAUGCAAGCCGUGUUGGCGCUUUACGCCUCGGGAAGAACGACGGGAGUGAUUGUCGAUUCGGGCGACGGCGUCACGCACAUUGUCCCAAUUUACGAGGGAUUUGCCGUGCAUCACGGGAUCGAGCGUAUGGACGUGGCGGGUCGAGAUGUCACCCGAUUCUUGAGAAUGCUUUUGCAAAAAGAAGGCCACAACCUGCACACGAGCCCCGAGUUCGAGAUUGUGCGCGAGAUCAAGGAAAAGGUCUGCUAUGUCGCCGCCAACUCCAGCAAGGAAGAGCAGAAUGAAGGGGAUAAGGAGGUGAAAUGUCAACUACCCGACGGGUCGUGGAUGGAUAUGCGGGCGUCUCGAUUCAGGGCACCUGAGGUCCUUUUCCGGCCCGACAUCAUCGGCGAGGAAUGGCCCGGCGUUGCCGUUUGUAUCGACAACGCAAUUCGGAAAUGUGACAUGGACCUGCGCAAGACCCUCUACGCCAACAUUGUGCUCAGCGGCGGCUCGACGAUGUUUCAAGGGUUCGGCACGCGAUUGUUGGCAGAUAUGCAAAAGUUGGCGCCGACCGACACGAAGGUGAAGAUUUCGGCGCCACAAGAGCGCAUUCAUUCGACAUGGAUUGGCGGAUCGAUUUUGGCUUCACUGGACACCUUCAGGCGAAUGUGGGUGAGCAAGAGCGAAUACGAGGAUGAGGGCAAGAAGAUCAUCCACAAGAAGUUCUUC
Mesorhabditis spiculigera is the source of this 1122-nucleotide messenger RNA. NCBI's taxonomy places the organism in Eukaryota, Metazoa, Nematoda, Chromadorea, Rhabditida, Rhabditidae. The record is from the annotation of a GenBank genome assembly.